This is a messenger RNA of Elgaria multicarinata webbii, 1098 nucleotides long. RefSeq names its product cilia and flagella associated protein 73 (gene CFAP73). NCBI's taxonomy places the organism in Eukaryota, Metazoa, Chordata, Lepidosauria, Squamata, Anguidae. Gene Ontology annotation, biological process: spermatid development. The record is from RefSeq and is a predicted model, not a curated record.
AUGGCAACAGAACGUUGUGCUGGCCGUCUCCACGGCAACGGAGGCGGGGCUCCCGGGAUCGGAGAAGCCCUGGCAGCUGUGCUUGCCUUCGACCGGCGGAGGGAGAUUUGGGGCGAGCCCGAGACGAUGGCUUCGGACCUGGAGGAGAGGGUGCGCGCGGCUUUCAGGGACAAGCUGCAGCUGAUGAAAAUCCCUGAAAAAGAAGGUGGCUUUUUGCCUCCUGCUUGUUGCCUGUUGGAGAAAAGGAGAGAAUUGGUUCAGGUGGAACAGGCUCUCCUAGCCCAGAAAGAGGAGUUUCAGAUGAAGAUGGAAGAUUUGCAACGUCGUCGGCAGGAGCUAGAGCGCAAAGAAGGAAAGCUGAAAGAGGCCAUCUUGAAGUUUGACAAGUUCCUGAAGGAAAACGACGCCAAGAAGAGCCGGGCGCUGCGCAAGGCCGGUGAGGAGCAGCGGCAAGCGGCCCAGAGAGGAGCGGAAGCUGAGCGCCUUCGCCAGGAAAUUGCCCGGUUGCUGAUGGUGAAAGAGGCAUUGCAUCAGCGCCUGGUGGCCCACAAGGCUUUCCCCACGUACCUGCAGAAGGUCCUGGAAAAGUCAGAGCAGUUUCAUGAAAUCCCGGAGCUGAUCAGCCGGUUCCAGGCUCUGUUGGCCACGCAGGCCGCCUUGGUCCAGAGGGAGCUGGCUGCCCGCGAAGCCGUGGAGGAGGAACGCGCCUGCCUGCAGCAGUUCGUGGAGGAGAGCAGCAACCAGAUCUUGCAGCAGAACAACCUGGUGGCCGAACUGCAGGGCCAGCUGGAACAGAACCGGACCAGGGUGCAUGAAUUGGAGUCUAGCUGGGUCUGCAUCCAGAACACAGCUGCCGACAAGACGCUGGAGCUUGGCAAGAUCAAGCUGGCUGCUUUGAACCUCUUCCAGAUGGUGGCCAAGCACAGGAGGCUGCCGGCCGACGUGCCGCUGGAGGACACGGAGGCCCAGCUUGAUGCGGUCCAGCUCUGUGUUGUCGACUUAAGUGAUAUCCUUGCUGACUUCCGCAAAGGGGAGCCGAUGCCACUUCCACAGCCGGGACUGACGACAGCGCCCCAGUCUGAGCCGGAGACCAGCUAA